UCAACUCACCCGAUGCACACAGCGUUCGACGUUCUUUUCAAACUUUUCAACGGACAUUUGGCAGUUGAAUCAGGCGCUCCCCUUGUAACACCAAUUUUACACUAUUCACAAUGAGGGAGAUUGUUCAUUUGCAAGCUGGGCAAUGUGGAAAUCAAAUUGGCGCCAAGUUUUGGGAGGUGAUAAGUGAUGAACAUGGUAUUGACCCUACUGGUACCUACCAUGGAGACAGUGACCUACAACUGGAAAGAAUAAAUGUCUACUACAAUGAGGCAACAGGUGGAAAGUAUGUCCCUAGGGCAAUUCUUGUGGAUUUGGAGCCCGGAACAAUGGAUUCUGUCCGGUCAGGGCCAUUUGGUCAAAUCUUCAGGCCUGACAACUUUGUCUUUGGUCAGAGUGGCGCUGGAAAUAACUGGGCAAAAGGUCAUUACACGGAGGGAGCGGAGCUAGUGGAUUCUGUGUUAGAUGUUGUCAGGAAGGAAGCAGAGAGCUGUGACUGUCUGCAGGGAUUCCAGCUUACUCAUUCUUUAGGUGGAGGCACAGGAUCUGGAAUGGGAACUUUGUUGAUUAGCAAGAUUCGUGAAGAGUACCCAGACCGCAUCAUGAACACCUUUAGUGUAGUCCCUUCUCCUAAAGUGUCAGAUACAGUAGUGGAGCCUUACAAUGCAACCUUGUCGGUCCAUCAAUUGGUUGAGAACACAGAUGAGACCUACUGUAUCGACAAUGAAGCCCUCUAUGACAUCUGUUUCCGCACACUGAAGCUAACCACCCCCACGUAUGGUGACCUUAACCAUUUGGUGUCUGCCACCAUGAGUGGAGUCACCACCUGCCUUCGCUUCCCAGGCCAGCUGAAUGCCGACCUCCGCAAGCUGGCAGUAAACAUGGUACCCUUCCCCCGUCUGCACUUCUUCAUGCCCGGUUUUGCCCCCCUCACCAGCAGGGGUAGCCAGCAGUACCGUGCCCUCACCGUGCCUGAACUCACCCAGCAGAUGUUUGAUGCCAAGAACAUGAUGGCUGCUUGCGACCCUCGUCACGGACGCUACCUAACAGUGGCUGCCAUCUUCCGUGGCCGCAUGUCAAUGAAGGAGGUGGAUGAGCAGAUGCUGAACGUUCAGAACAAGAACAGCAGCUACUUUGUGGAGUGGAUCCCAAAUAACGUGAAGACGGCUGUUUGUGAUAUUCCGCCUCGGGGCCUCAAGAUGUCGGGCACCUUCAUUGGUAACAGCACAGCCAUUCAGGAGCUGUUCAAACGCAUCUCAGAGCAGUUCACUGCCAUGUUCCGCCGCAAGGCCUUCUUGCAUUGGUACACUGGAGAGGGCAUGGAUGAGAUGGAGUUCACGGAGGCUGAGAGCAACAUGAACGACUUGGUAUCUGAAUACCAGCAGUAUCAGGAUGCCACUGCAGAAGAAGAGGGCGAGUUUGAAGAGGGUGAGGAGGAAAUGGGUUGAAGACCGAAAAAAAAAAAUGUCAUUCCCCUGACUUUCCUUUUUUGUGUAUGUGAGGUGGUGACUUUAUAUUAAAAAUACAUUUACUUAACCACU
Molecule: messenger RNA, 1538 nt
Organism: Clupea harengus (Atlantic herring)
Lineage: Eukaryota; Metazoa; Chordata; Actinopteri; Clupeiformes; Clupeidae
Product: tubulin beta-4 chain
Biological process (GO): microtubule-based process
Cellular component (GO): microtubule
Molecular function (GO): structural constituent of cytoskeleton; GTPase activity; GTP binding
Source: RefSeq, a predicted model, not a curated record